Messenger RNA from Malus domestica (apple), 1120 nucleotides. RefSeq lists its product as uncharacterized. Gene Ontology annotation, cellular component: mitochondrial matrix. The record is from RefSeq and is a predicted model, not a curated record. Lineage: Eukaryota; Viridiplantae; Streptophyta; Magnoliopsida; Rosales; Rosaceae.
AUGGCGACUGUGAAUCAGGUGGCAGAUCACACUAGUUCAAAGAAACACAAAAACCAGAUGAACACUAAACUGGAGAGCAAAAAGGAAGGGCAAAGGGUUUCAAACUUUGGAGAAAAGCCGCUUAAGGGUUUAGGAGAAGAAGAAGCCGGCACCGCCACGGUGGGAGCGCUGCCGAAAUCACAGACCAAAAUGUGGAGGAAAGCCAUAGCAACAGCAGCAGCAACACGCUUCGGCGCACUUCACCACCCGUGGCGCACGAUAGCACGCCCCCACUCAACCACCGCAUCCCCCUCCGCCGCCGUCGACUCCGUUAUCCUGCGCUCCCUCAAGGAACACUAUCUCGAUGUCCAGAAAAUGAACCCUCCCCCAAAAAUCAACCCUCCCUCGCCCUUCACAGUCGUCCAGGGCUCGCUCGACGGCAACGGCCCCGCUCUCAAGCGGAUUUUCGGCCGGGAGGAGAUCACCAUAUCGGUGAUGCGAAUGGAAAAUAUUAUUCCUGGCGAUGGCGGAGAAGACGACGAUGCCGAUGACACGAACCAGUUGUUCCUACACCUCGAUGUUUCAAAGCCCGGGCAGAAGGAGUCUCUACAUUUUCUUUGUGCCCUGUAUCCGGAUGCUUUGGGAAUUCACUCUGUCUCAUUGCGCAAAAUCGCCGAUUUAUCGAGCUCUCGUGAUGUUCUUUCCACGUAUAAUGGCCCUGUUUUUGAAGAUCUUGAUGAAACAAUGAGGGAUGCAUUCCACAAUUACCUAGAAGAGCGGGGUGUGAGUGAAAGUCUCUUUCCAUUUCUUCGAGCAUGGCUUUAUGUCAAAGAUCAUCGUAAUCUUUUGCGAUGGUUCAAAUCAGUGGGAACAUUCAUUAAUGAAAACAAGAAGGUUAAGGAUUCUUAGUUUCAUUAGGAGACCAAGACAAAUGUUUGCUUAGGAAAGAAAGACGGAAGUGGAUUCUAGCAGUUUCAGUGCUGGUUCGAUCUCAACGCUAAUUGUCCAUUUACGGUUUAAUUAGUACAGAUCAAGUUCUUCGGCGCUAGUUUUGUACGGGACCUGCUAAUAUAUAUGUUAUAACUGUAUCAAAUUCAUUUUCCCUUGUUCAGAAUCUAAUUCAUGUUUGUUUGCAUUUGCA